Messenger RNA from Dendrobium catenatum, 1035 nucleotides. RefSeq lists its product as uncharacterized. The transcript is spliced from 3 exons. Lineage: Eukaryota; Viridiplantae; Streptophyta; Magnoliopsida; Asparagales; Orchidaceae. The coding region runs from base 1 to 1035 and encodes 344 amino acids. The record is from RefSeq and is a predicted model, not a curated record.
AUGGAAACUCCGUCUUCUAUGAGAAGGGUUACAAGAUCUCAGACCAGUUCUUUCUCUCAAACGAAGUCUAAGCAAGAAGAGGCAAGAUCAAUAAACAAUGGGAACCACGAGAGAGCUGCGCUUCAAGAUAUCUCAAACGACUCCCCAAUCAAUGGCGUUGCAACAGAGAAGACUCCCAUUUCUUCUGUAAUGAAGCAUGGAUCUCUGCCGAAGAAAACACCAGGUUCUGGAGAAGCGCUGCUUCGAGGGCAAGUGAAAAUCCUUUUGGAGAAGGUUGAGGAGGAGGCAGAGCUCGUUAAUAAGCUUUCAAACAGGCACCGUCGUGCACCUUUCUUGCCGUUUUUAGGGGUUCUUCCCAUUUCUCCGGCGUUGCUGGCGGCUCCAACGCCUGCAAACACCCCCCAAAAUUUCGGCAAUUCCAAAGCGAAAGAAGAAGCAGGGAAGGAUGCAGUUAAUGGUGUCGUUAUGGGAGACGUUAUAAUGGUGAUUCCGAAGGUUGCUGAAUCAGUAAAGCAUGAGGAACCUCUGGAGCUACAUAAGUGUGUGGUCAACAAAGCACUGUUGUUUGACUCACCAAGCAAAUCUGAAGCUUCAGAUGCCUCCUCCAAUAUAUCUUCUUCAGUAACAUACCAAGGAAGCGUUGUCAGUUCCUCUUAUGACGAUAACUCCUCCAAAUGGUCUAUCCAAGCCAAUGCUAGCGCCUGUGAAGAUGAUGAAGUAGAAUACUUUGAAGACUUUGAUGAAGAAGAUCUAGAUUACUAUAAGGAAAACGUGGAAGAGGAAGGGUGCUUGGAUGAGUUAUGUGAGCGACUUGGGAAGAUUACAGUUGAAGACAGGGAGAUGAAAAAGAUGCCGGAAUUCAAAGGGAAGCACACGCGGUUUAUAUACAGCAGUGAUGGCGAGAUCGAAGCAGAAGAGGAGAUUGGCAGAGUUUGCAGUGCUGGAAAAGCUCUGUCUCCGAGUGUGAUGCUGCUCAAAGGUUUGCCGUUACCUGAAGGAAAGCACCUGCGAUUCCACGAGGAUGAUGAAGAAUGA